This is a messenger RNA of Lachnellula hyalina, 1782 nucleotides long. RefSeq lists its product as uncharacterized. Lineage: Eukaryota; Fungi; Ascomycota; Leotiomycetes; Helotiales; Lachnaceae. The transcript is spliced from 2 exons. The coding region runs from base 1 to 1782 and encodes 593 amino acids. The record is from RefSeq and is a predicted model, not a curated record.
AUGGUGUCUUGUAUCGGCAGAAAUGCUGCUCUAUUGCUGGCUAUCGGAUUUUCUACAUUAGUUUCUGCGACCUCGGUAUUGGCAACUAUCUCGCCAUGUCCAUCUUGUCCUUCCGACGUGAUGCCUGCCGCUAUCACUGUCACUGAGCAGUAUCAGCCAGUCUCAACUUGCACACCUUCAAAUUCACGUAACAACACUGUUCCAUCCUGCUCCAGCUACGAUUUUGUUUCUACUGUAAUCACUGUCAUGGACGGAAAUACUAGCAUGACAGUCACCAAAACCGAUCAAAUCUUGCAGCUAUCUCAUCUCUCAACUGUCAUUACAUCCUCGGUUCCUUGCCCAACAGUUGCGCCAAAACGGGGUCAAAACGGAACUACUUCCGUCUUAGCCUGCAUGAAUACCCAAAUCCAAACUAUGGUAAUCGAUGCUUCAUGUCCGUUCAACCAGAUCGGACCUCUGGGAAUCCAAGGCUACUCAGGAAGCGGACUUUGUCAAGCAUGUGCAGAAGACUUAAAUGGAUCACAACAUCAGCAAGUCAAUGUGGUGAAGUGCUUGAAUGGAAAUUGCUCCACUUACGUUGAGACUUGGGUGUCGACAAAGCCAGCUUCGACCUCAACUUCGGCGGUUCCAUUUUCGUCAACAACAUAUUGUUCUUCUCAGGGGGUCUACACUAUUCCCAUGACCACGGUUUAUACUCCUUCAGGACAAGGGUUUACAGCACCUAUCACAUCAACAUUCGUCGUGACAACUUCAGUACCAAGUCCCCAGACAGUUAGAAUUACCAAGACGAUCACUUUCACACUCGUUGGAAAUGCACCGAUUAUCAGUGGAUCCUCAUAUAUUUCGUCGGCUCAGGUCUCGACAACUGCUUCUUGCCCAACGAACGGUCAAUACACGAUCCCAAUCACCAAGACUUUCACAGCGAUCAACCCAGCCUUCACGGCCCCCAUAACUACGACUAUUUUCUACAAGACCACCGUCACUAAUGCCCCGACGAAUAUCGAUUGUACGACUGUAGUUACGGUGAUUUUCACACAAAUUGCAGUAUCUCCAACCCUGACUCCUGUGAGCGGAACAACUAUUGCUCCAAAAGCCCCAUUUUUGAACUCGACUUUAACUUCGUGGGGCUCCACUGAAGCUUUAGCACCGAAAUCUUCGUCAGCAUCCAUGACUGCAAGUAUAUCCCCCAGCGGUAGCCGAGCCACUCCAAUUAGCAAUUGCGAGUAUGUGGGUUGCUACAGUUCCACAGCAGGCGUCCCAGACUUCUCUCUCACUGCAUCUACAGGUGCCAUGACCAUCGAGCUCUGCGAAUCAGAAUGCAUUGCAUCUGGCGAGCCAUACUCAGGCCUGUACCAAGGCGAUUGCUUUUGCGCGUCGACUCUCGGCUCUUCUGAGGAAGCCGGCGAAUCCUGCAACCUCCCGUGUCUAGGCAACAAAGCUGAGAUGUGUGGUGGUUACUUUAUGGGUGCUAGAAUUCGCGGUCGUGUAUCUGGAGGCAACAGGCUGUAUGAUGUAUACUCAUGCCCUGUUCUAACCUCUACCUCAACAAUGUCAGACGAAACAUCAAGCACCAGUUCGGCGUCAACACCUGAUCCGUCGUCUGAUGAGGACCAAGAGAUCCAGAAGCGAGAUUUAGAUGCGGAUUUGGAGAUCAUGGGUACCAAGAAGCGUGUGGAGCGUAAGAUUCGGAGUGGAGGCGUGUUGAGGAGCUUGAAUAAGGUCGAGAAAGGCAAUGUGCUUGCCAAAAAGGACUUUGGAAUGAAGAAGCUAUUUGGAAUGUAG